UGGCUUUAUAUGCCUGCAAGGGGAAAAGGCGGUGAGUAGAAAAUGAGCCUGUAGACAAAGGGAAAAUGGAGUCUACCGGAAGGAGAAAAUCGCUGGCCGGAGGGUGCACAGGAUGGGCAAUGAGAGAGGGAGAGAUUCUUUUAAAAGCACAGAUUGUUUAAAGGCAAGGAGCCCUUGUUUUCAUGCUUCAUCUCCAGUGUUGCCUUACUGGUCAGGAGACAGCAGCCUGCCCGUUAACGUCCUGUGGAUCAGAGGUUUGCAGGUGAAGCUGUUCGGGAGGUGGAGAUUAACCCUGAUUAACAGCUGGAGAUCAAGAGCUGUUAAAGGGGCAGCCAGUUGAAAAAAGGACCCAACUUUAUUCACGUUCUAUGAAUUGGAAACAGAGCAGCAGAUCAGCCUUCAAAGGUAGGGGAGGGGAACCUGCUGCCCUUCAGAGGUUGCUGGAUUCCAGCUCCCGUCAGCCCCAGCCAGCACAGCUGAUGGUUAGGCAUGUUGGGACUUGGAGUCUAAACAUACUUGGAGGGUCACUCAAUAUGCCGAAUUUGACAGAGACAGGUUUUCAGAAGGCCUUGUCCCAUUCAAAUUCUCCCAGAGCGAGCUGUUAAGGGAAGAGGCACAGGGGCAGGUUUCAAAAGUUGGCAAUCCUGGGUAAACGGGUGUGAUUUUUGUCAGGCAAGCUGUUGUCUGAAAUGUUGGAUAGGAGUGACUUGAGUUGCUGGAUGUGUAUACCCAGUUAGCAAGCAGUUUAGCUGGCUGGGAUACAAGGGCUUAGGGAAAAUGAUCAUAAAUGGGUGUUUUAUAAAACAAAACCUUUCUCAGUGGUAUCCCUGGCAGGAAUCUGGUAAGCUAAGAAUUGGAAAGAGGAGGUGCUCAAUUGCUGUUCUUUGGGUCAGUGGAUAGAGCAGGUCAGUGGAUAGAGCAGGGAUUCAGGCACCUCUGCUUUCCAGUUGUUGUUGGACUCUGUGAUGUUCCUGUAUUAAUGUAUAUAUGAUGGCAGUGCUGCAGAUAACAUCAUAGAGGAGACCUCUGUGCCCGGCCUCAAGAAGGAAGUAGCGAGCCAGACGAAGAGCUUGUGAUUUUCCCAGAGUCCGAAAAGACAUUCCCUUGAGGCCUAACGCCUGUGGAGAGAGACAGAUCCCCAACAUGAGUCUAAAGGAACAUCCAUGGAAGACCCACUCUGGAGAUGAACAUGGUCUCUUUGAUCCAACAACAGUUAAAUACGAGGAUGAGCUCAUGAACUUCAGCAAAUCAGAAGAUGACAAAGGUGAGGGGAAUGCAGUUGAGAAUGCAGAUGAAGGUCAUCCAUGGCAAGCCUCUGAGCAACGGGGACUCCGUGUGUCUGAGGGAACCACGGAAGGGAAUGUUCCCAAAGCUUUUGAGAAGGCAGAAGCCGUUGAAAGUCCCCAAGGAUUGUGGGGGCAACAAGAAAACUGUUUGGAGAACAGCAUGGGUAGAUCCAUUCCUUAUUGGCCAAGUGAAAUUGCAGACCAGAGUAGAAGCUGUGAAUAUCAGAGACAAGAGAUGCUGACCAAAGGGGGGAGCACCUCAGGCCGGGCCCAAGCAGAGGAGAAAAUCUACCAAUGCUUAUACUGUGGAAAAUCAUUCAAUGCACACUUUAAACUUGUUAGACAUCAUAGAAUCCAUACGGGAGAGAAGCCGUAUAAGUGCUUGGAUUGUGGGAAGAGUUUUGACCAGAAAGGAAACCUUAUUGCUCAUGCAAGAAUCCACACAGGAGAAAAACCACACGUAUGCUCAGAUUGUGGGAAAAGCUUCAGCCACAAAGGCAGCCUUGUUUUGCAUGUGAGAAUCCACACCGGAGAGAAACCAUACAAAUGCCCAGAUUGUGGGAAAAGCUUCAGCCGGUCAGGAUCCCUAAAAGAACAUGAAAAAACUCACACAGGAGAGAGACCAUACACCUGCUUAGACUGUGGGAGAAGCUUCAGAAAAAUCUCUGAGCUUACAACACAUCACAGGUUCCACACUGGAGAGAAGCCUUAUAAAUGCUCAGGCUGUGAGAAAUCCUUCAGUACGAGCUCAAAUCUUAUUGCCCAUCAGAGGACCCAUACAGGAGAGAAACCUUAUAAAUGCUCAGAUUGUGGGAAAAGAUUCAGCCAAGCUGGGAACCUUAAAGAACAUGAGAGAACCCAUACUGGAGAGAAGCCGUAUAAAUGCCCAGACUGUGGGAAAAGCUUCAGACAAAUUUCUUACUUUAUUAAGCACCACCAAACUCACCUUGCAGAUGAGGGGAUGCAUUUGGAAGAGAAACCAUAUAAAUGCUCUGAUUGUGGGAAAGGUUUUGGCGAGAAAGCGAGCUUGGGUAGACAUCAGAGAAUCCACACAGGAGAGAAACCAUUUAAAUGCUCAGACUGUGGGAAAAGCUUCUGUCUGAAAUCAAAUCUUGUUGUCCACAUGAGAAUCCACACUGGCGAGAAACCAUAUACAUGCUCAGAGUGUGGGAAGAGCUUCAACCAGACUUCAAGUCUUCAUAAUCAUGAGAGAACUCAUAAAGGAGAAGAACCGUAUAAAUGUUUAGAGUGUGGGAAAAGCUUCAAUAGACCUUCACAACUUAAAGCACAUGAGAGAAUCCACACCGGAGAGAAGCCAUAUAAAUGCCCAGACUGUGGAAAAGGCUUCAUUUAUAACCACCAUCUUGUUAGACACCAGACAAAUCACACAGGAGAGAAACCAUGUAAAUGCCCAGAAUGUGGAAGAGAAUUCAGCCUCAGAUCGACCCUUAUUAAACAUCAAAGAAUCCACACAGAAGGAAAACCAUAGAAAUGUGGACCUGAGGGUCAGGUCAGGGAGACUCUGCCAGUGUGGCAACAUCUCAUUCAGGCCAAAGGACUGAUGGACAUUUGGUCAGAUCCAGGAGGAUACUUCCUAUGUUCUUAAUAAAGUGGUCAGAUAGACAAGAGAGGGGGAACUUUUAUUUCUAUGAUGCAUGAAGAGAUUUUAAUAAUUUUUAUUUUUAUUUUUUUGUAUGGCUCUUUCAGCAGUCUGUCCUUCUGGGUGCACUUGGUUGGUUUGAUAAAAAAAGGAUUACCCAUAUUGUGUAUUAAGUAAAGUAGAAUAUUGUUCUAAAGUA
Molecule: messenger RNA, 3085 nt
Organism: Rhineura floridana
Lineage: Eukaryota; Metazoa; Chordata; Lepidosauria; Squamata; Rhineuridae
Product: zinc finger protein OZF-like
Exons: 3
Coding region: 1144-2775 (543 amino acids)
Source: RefSeq, a predicted model, not a curated record